UGUCGGUGUUUGUCGUCGUCUUUCACACAUACACACACACACACACACACACCACCAUCAGAUCUUUUUUAGACUUCUAUGAAAAGUUGUCGGUUUGUUAGUUUUUUUCAAAACAAUAAGUAGAAAAGUACGUUUAUCGUGAUCACUUUCAGAACUACAGUAGGGUACAUUUAACAACGCGGACUUUUUGCCAACAACUUUUUUGACACUUUCCUGAGAUAACGAAAUGGCAUCGGGACGGGGAAAACAGUCCAACAAGAGGACAAAAGUAGCCGGAGAGGCAGAUCUGAAGACAUUCGACUUCGGCCUAGAUGAUGACAAAAAAACAGUUAGCGGUUCAGAUGAAGACAUCCGCGAGGAUGAAACUCCAAUUGUUGACAAGAUUCUGAAGAGGCGAUCUGGACCCGCAUUUGAAGAAGAGGAGGCGACUGCGGGUGUGAGCACUGAGGUCCAGUCAAUGCUGGAGAGGUUUGGGGCUGACAUAAGUAAAGCAAUGCAGGCUAAGAGAAAGAGGUUGGAGUCUUUCACCAAAAGCUCGUUAAAAGGCAGCAAUCAAAAGUUGGAACAGCUCUGGAAAACACAGCAUGCACAGAGGCACAAACUAACACAAGAGUACUCCCAGCAAGUGUUCUCAGUGCUCCAACAGUGGGAGACUGACACACAGAAGUCAGAAGAGCAGGAAGAGAAACUCAAUAACCUCUUUCGCCAGCAGCAGAAGCUUUUCCAGCAGGCCAGGGUUGUCCAGAGUCAGAAGCUUAAAACGAUCAAGGACCUUUAUGAGCAGUUUGUCAGGAACAUGGAGGAGAUGGAGAAGAGUCAUGAGAGCUUCCUACAAGGAGCACAGGUGGAACUGAAGAAGGAGAUGGCCUUGCUGCAAAAGAAGAUUAUGAUGGAUACUCAACAACAGGAGAUGGCAACCGUGCGGAAAUCCCUCCAGUCCAUGUUAUUCUAGGCGGCCUUAAAAAAAUCAGCAUGAUUGCGAACUGUGUGGUUCACUGUGUUUCUACUGUUUUAUGUUGAGUAUCCCUGAUAUGUUUUCAUUAGAAGGUUUUGUAUUUAUUUAUUGAAAAUAAUUUUGAAAUUAUUGGUUAUGGUGUUCUUCUAUUUAUUGUACAUUGUGUUCAUGUUAACCAAAUAGUGUAGUAAUAACGUGCAAAAUAAAGGCAAUUCAUUUUUGGA
This is a messenger RNA of Engraulis encrasicolus (European anchovy), 1179 nucleotides long. RefSeq names its product synaptonemal complex protein 3 (gene sycp3). Gene Ontology annotation, cellular component: synaptonemal complex. The transcript is spliced from 9 exons. Bases 227 to 952 code for a protein of 241 amino acids. NCBI's taxonomy places the organism in Eukaryota, Metazoa, Chordata, Actinopteri, Clupeiformes, Engraulidae. The record is from RefSeq and is a predicted model, not a curated record. Gene Ontology annotation, biological process: meiotic cell cycle; spermatid development.